Molecule: messenger RNA, 2395 nt
Organism: Paramacrobiotus metropolitanus
Lineage: Eukaryota; Metazoa; Tardigrada; Eutardigrada; Parachela; Macrobiotidae
Product: 60 kDa heat shock protein, mitochondrial-like
Exons: 9
Coding region: 268-1980 (570 amino acids)
Biological process (GO): apoptotic mitochondrial changes; protein import into mitochondrial intermembrane space; mitochondrial unfolded protein response
Cellular component (GO): mitochondrial inner membrane; mitochondrial matrix
Molecular function (GO): ATP-dependent protein folding chaperone; protein-folding chaperone binding; ATP binding
Source: RefSeq, a predicted model, not a curated record
CUGCAGCAUUGCUUCCGGCGAUAGAAAUACAGCUUGCGAAAUUUACCGUCAUUCCAACUCGUUCUUGAAGUUUCUUUUGCGGCUUUUUCUUCCUGUGCUGUAGUUGCAAGUGCAGAACGCGGAAUUUUUCAAGCUUUUGAUUUCAUCACUCAAAAGUUCCUGCGUGUUUGCGCGUAUCAGCUAUCGCGAUUGAGGACUAGCUUGCAGAUUAGAACAACUGCAUUCCAUCCCGUUUAUCUUGCAAGUCCUAUUAACCGGUCAAGCAAAAUGAUGCACGCGAUCCGAGCUUCCCGGCAGUUGCAGCGAAUAGCGCCGGCCCUAACGCGAUCCUAUGCCAAGGACCUGAAAUUUGGCAAAGACGCCCGCUUGGCCAUGUUGAAAGGUGUUGAUCUCUUGGCUGAUGCAGUGGCUGUCACAAUGGGACCAAAGGGACGCAAUGUGAUUAUUGAACAGAGUUGGGGCAGUCCGAAGAUUACCAAGGACGGAGUGACGGUGGCCAAGGCGGUGGAGUUGAAGGAUAAAUAUGAGAAUAUCGGCGCUAAACUCGUCCAAGAUGUUGCCAAUAACACCAACGACGAAGCAGGCGAUGGAACCACAGCAGCCACUAUCUUGGCUCGCUCCAUUGCCAAGGAAGGAUUCGAUAAAAUCGUCAAAGGAGCCAAUCCUAUUGAAAUCCGACGAGGCGUUCUUAUGGCUGUGGAGAGUGUCGUCGCCGAAUUGAAAAAUCUCUCGCGAAAAGUCACGUCGCCCAGUGAAAUUGCUCAGGUGGCCACAAUCUCAGCGAAUGGUGACAAAACGAUUGGAGAUCUCAUUUCGAAGGCCAUGGAUCGCGUGGGGCGGGAUGGGGUUAUUACUGUCAAGGAUGGGAAGACUUUACAAGACGAGUUGGAAGUUAUUGAAGGCAUGAAAUUUGAUCGCGGUUACAUUUCGCCUUAUUUUAUCAAUGCCGCCAAGGGCAUGAAAGUGGAGUAUCAGGAUGCUUAUGUGCUGUUCAGUGAAAAGAAAAUCUCCAACAUUCAGCAAAUUUUACCGGCACUGGAAGGGGCACUGGGAGCACGAAAGCCACUGAUCAUAGUUGCCGAGGAUGUUGACGGCGAAGCCCUGAGUACCCUUGUGCUCAAUCGUUUGAAGGGCACAAUACAAGUAGCGGCGGUGAAGGCUCCCGGCUUUGGAGACAAUCGCAAAAAUAUGCUGAAGGAUAUGGCUGUCGCCACGGGCGGAACGGUGUUUGGAGAUGAGGCAGAAAUGUACAAACUGGAAGACUGCAAGAUCUCGGAUCUGGGCCAAGUUGGCGAAGUAACCAUUACCAAAGACGACACGCUCCUGUUGAAAGGACGUGGUGAAAAGAAAGCCAUUGAGCGACGGGUUAAUCAGAUUAAAGAUGAAUUGGACGAUACCACCUCUGAGUAUGAGAAGGAAAAGCUGAACGAACGAUUGGCUAAAUUGUCCGCUGGAGUGGCCGUGCUUAAGGUUGGUGGUACCAGUGAAGUGGAAGUCAAUGAGAAAAAAGAUCGCGUAACUGACGCAUUAUGCGCGACCAAAGCUGCUGUUGAAGAAGGAAUUGUUGCCGGUGGCGGUGUUGCACUGCUGCGGUGCUUACCGGCUUUGGAUGUCCUUAAAGCACAAAACAGUGAUCAGCAAAUGGGCAUUGAUAUUGUUCGUCAAGCCCUACAUGUUCCAUGUCGUCAAAUUGCCUAUAAUGCGGGCGUUGAUGCGGAUGCUGUGGUACAGCAAGUUUUAGCCGGACCGAGGGACCAUGGCUAUAACGCAUUAACCGGCGAAUUUGUUGAUAUGAUUAAAGCCGGAAUUAUCGACCCAACCAAGGUCGUUCGAACCGCCUUGACAGACGCAGCAGGAGUUGCAUCGUUGCUUACAACGGCAGAAGCUGUGGUGACAGAGAUUCCCAAAGAGGAAAAAGAAAUGCCUAUGGGUGGUGGCAUGGGCGGAAUGGGAGGCGGUAUGGGAGGAAUGGGUUUCUAGACAAGUGCUAGUUUGGUUGUUAAUUUGUUUGCGUUGUUAUACUGUUUUACCUGUUCAAGCUGCGUGGUUCAGUGAAUGAUUAUAGUAGUCAUUCUUUAUUCCGUUUCUCAUUUGUACAACAUAUCGUCUCCAUAUUGGGCUGAUUUCCGGCGGUUUUAUAAAGCUAAUAAAUUCUUUGAUGUAUCACAACUAUGCGAACCUAUAAUUUUCGGAGAAGAUAGUUCAAAAAUGCAGAAAGAACAGCGAAACAAAAUCAUUUCGCUCGUAUAGAUAACGGCUUUUGAUCCGGGAUUGAAGCCGCUCCGUAUUUCAGCUUGGCUCGUUUGAGGAAGGCGUUUACCAUCUGACGGACAACUUCGUCGAAAAACAAAUCUGACAUUUUUGUAUAAAGCACAUUUCGAAAUUCAAAGGAAAC